AUGUCGAUCGAAAUUGAAUCCGCCGAUGUGAUUCGAUUGAUACAACAAUAUCUCAAGGAGUCAAAUCUUGUGAAGACCCUACAGACUUUACAGGAAGAAACAGGUGUAUCGUUGAAUACAGUUGACAGUGUGGAUGGAUUUGUUGCUGACAUAAAUAACGGCCAUUGGGACACAGUUUUAAAAGCAAUACAGUCGUUAAAGUUACCUGACAAGAAGCUUAUAGACUUGUAUGAACAGGUUGUCCUAGAGCUAAUUGAAUUACGCGAGUUGGGAGCGGCGCGUUCUUUGCUAAGGCAAACUGAUCCCAUGAUCAUGAUGAAGCAGCAAGAGCCCGAAAGAUACAUUCAUUUAGAAAAUCUGCUCGCACGUUCGUAUUUCGACCCGCGCGAGGCAUACCCGGAUGGAAGCACGAAGGAGAAGCGAAGAGCGUACAUAGCUACUGCUCUCGCCGGUGAAGUAUCCGUAGUACCCUCCAGUAGAUUGCUGGCCUUGUUGGGCCAAGCGUUGAAGUGGCAGCAACAUCAGGGUCUGCUGCCUCCGGGGACCACGAUAGACUUGUUCCGAGGUAAAGCGGCGGUUCGUGAUCAGGAGGACGAGAAGUAUCCGACGCAGCUGUCGAAGCAGAUCAAGUUUGGCCAGAAGUCGCACGUGGAGUGCGCGCGUUUCUCGCCCGACGGCCAGUACCUGGUGACCGGCUCGGUGGACGGCUUCAUCGAGGUGUGGAAUUUCACGACCGGCAAAAUCAGGAAAGACUUGAAGUACCAGGCGCAGGACAACUUUAUGAUGAUGGAGCAGGCGGUGUUGUCGAUGUCCUUCAGCCGCGACAGCGAGAUGCUGGCCGGCGGCGGUCAGGACGGCAAGAUCAAGGUCUGGAGGGUGCAGAGCGGACAGUGCUUGAGGAGAUUCGAAAAGGCGCAUUCGAAGGGCGUUACCUGUCUGCAAUUCAGCAGGGACAAUAGUCAAAUCUUAUCUACUUCGUUCGAUACCACCAUAAGGAUACACGGCCUUAAAUCGGGGAAGACUCUCAAGGAAUUCCGUGGGCACAGCUCGUUCGUAAACGAAGUGGUUUUCUCCCCAGACGGUCACAACAUAAUCAGCGCCUCGUCGGACGGAACCGUGAAGAUUUGGAGCCUGAAGACUACCGAAUGCAUAGGCACUUACAAGUCGUUGGGCGCCGCCGACCUCACGGUCAACAGCAUACAUUCUCUGCCCCGCAAUCCGGAGCACUUUGUCGUGUGCAAUCGCUCCAACACGGUGGUGAUCAUGAACAUGCAGGGGCAAAUCGUCAGGUCGUUCUCCAGCGGCAAACGAGAGGGCGGUGACUUCGUGUGCACAGUCGUGAGCCCGCGUGGCGAAUUUAUCUACUGCGUCGGCGAGGAUCUCGUGUUGUACUGCUUCUCCACGUCGUCGGGAAAGCUCGAGAGAACUCUGAAUAUACACGAAAAGGACGUGAUCGGCUUGGCGCAUCACCCCCACCAGAAUCUGCUGUGCUCUUACAGCGAGGACGGUCUCUUGAAGCUGUGGAAGCCGUGAACCAGCGAAGAAAUCAUCGUCUUCUUUUUCUACUUCGUCGUUCGCCCUAAGAAACAUCUACACCCUGAUUUUCAUGUACAAUAACAGUUCUUAAGAUAUCGAAUACUGUGUAACGUGAAUCAUUUUUGGAAUUCAUACAAUUUAUUAUUGUGUAAC
Molecule: messenger RNA, 1689 nt
Organism: Dinoponera quadriceps
Lineage: Eukaryota; Metazoa; Arthropoda; Insecta; Hymenoptera; Formicidae
Gene: Smu1
Product: WD40 repeat-containing protein SMU1
Exons: 8
Coding region: 1-1533 (510 amino acids)
Biological process (GO): mRNA splicing, via spliceosome
Cellular component (GO): precatalytic spliceosome
Molecular function (GO): protein binding
Source: RefSeq, a predicted model, not a curated record